Messenger RNA from Bactrocera tryoni, 2883 nucleotides. RefSeq lists its product as uncharacterized. The coding region runs from base 1 to 2883 and encodes 960 amino acids. Gene Ontology annotation, biological process: DNA integration. The record is from RefSeq and is a predicted model, not a curated record. The transcript has 4 exons. Gene Ontology annotation, molecular function: nucleic acid binding. NCBI's taxonomy places the organism in Eukaryota, Metazoa, Arthropoda, Insecta, Diptera, Tephritidae.
AUGUCUAUCGCCAAACGGGACGCCAUCCCGCUAUCCGCCGCCAACGUCAUAGCCGUUAUAUUGCCAACGGGACGCCAUCCCGCUAUUUGCCGCCACGUCGUAACCGUUACGUCGCCAAACGGGAAGCCAUCCCACUAUUUGCCGCCAACGUCGGUGGUCAUACCACAAGAGAUUGUCGCCGACGGAAAACCUGCAGAUCGAACGGAUGUCAAAGACUCGGAGCAAAGGGUCAUCAAGCUACAGUGGCUGGGUGGAAGAGCUGCUACUGAUAAUGCAACUAUCGUCGACAUCGAGAUUAGUGGUUCCAGUUCAGGCCAGAAAUAUAAGUUGCAUCAUGUUUACGGCAUCCAGAAUUUACAACUUCCGAUACAAAGUUUGCAGAAAGCUGACGUAGAUGAAGCUCGUUUGAAAAGAUUGUCGAUUCAAACGUACGACAACGCCGUUCCCAAGUUGCUUAUUGGAUUAGACCACAGCCACUUGGGAAUUCCUAGUGAGAUCGAAACCCUACGAUAUAAGGGUCCUUAUGCCGCACAUACUAAGUUAGGUUGGGUCGUCUUCGGGCCGACUGAUAACUUCAGUCAAGCGAAGACGUCGUGUUUGCAUAUGUCCGUCUCGGAAGAUAAAUAUCUGCAUGAUAUGGUGGCCGAUUACUUUAGUAUCGAGAGCUUCGGUGUACGUCCAGCACCACUCGUCGAGCCUGAUGAUGAUAAAAGAGCGCGCCAGAUACUCGAGUCCACGGUCACGAAGAUUAACGGACGUUUCCAAGCCGGUCUCCUGUGGAAACGAGAUAAUGUUCAGCUCCCCGACAGCUACUCCAUGGCCGAGAGAAGACUGGUCGGAAUCGAGCGUAAGAUGAGACGAGACGAAACAUUUGCCCGAGAGUAUCGUGCUAUCAUUCGGGAUUACGUAAAUAAAAACUAUGCCAGAAAAUUGCGCCCAGAAGAAGUUACAAUUACAUGUCCAAGAACGUGGUACCUUCCACACUUCGGUGUGAUGAAUGUCCAUAAGCCCGGUAAACUGCGCCUAGUGUUUGAUGCCGCCGCCGUUGUCAACGGUUGUUCACUAAACAGUUACCUGCUAAAGGGUCCUCAACAAUAUCAACCAAUGCCGACAGUACUUUUUAAUUUUCGGGUUGGCGCAAUUGCCAUCGCCGCCGAUAUUAAAGAGAUGUUUCACCAAAUUUCUAUAAGAGAAGAAGAUAGAAGUGCCCAAAGGUUUCUUUGGAGGGACGGUAACGACAAAACUCGUCCAGACGUAUACGAAAUGCUGGUAAUGACAUUUGGAGCCGCAUGCUCGCCUUGCACGGCCCAUUAUGUUAAAAAUAUUAACGCACUUGAGCACCGCGAAAGCUGUCCAAGAGCCUACGACUCUAUCACAAAGCAUCACUAUGUUGAUGACUUCGUGGAUAGUUUCGGCAACGUUAAAGAAGCCAUUAAAGUAGCCAAUGAAGUCAGACGUAUUCACAAGAAUGCCGGGUUUGAACUACGCAAUCGUGUCGCAGAAAUUCUCGCCGCUACCGACGCUAACGACUGGCGUUGGAUACCGUCAGAGGAGAACGUUGCUGAUGAGGCAACAAGACCAAGUACAACAUUCGAUAGUCAUUCAACUUCACGAUGGCUAAAUGGACCGUCAUUUUUAACGGAAGAAGAAGUAGCCUGGCCUACGUCUGAAAGAAUCCCUGAUCUGUUAGAAGAGCUAAAGCGAACGGUCGCUUGGGUCAUCCGAUUUAUAGAUUUGUGUCGUCACAAAAAAGUGGAAGGGUGCCUGAACGCCGAGGAAUUAAAAGUAGCCGAAAUUUUCCUAUGCCGCCUUGCCCAAUAUGCCUCGUACUCACUUGAGAUUAAUCAAUUGAAAGAAGGCGGAAAUGUAGAGAAGGGGUCUGAGUUAUACACACUCUCCCCGUUUAUCGACACGGAAGGUGUUAUGCGUGUUAGCGGACGUAUAGAUGCUGCCAGCUGGCUUCCGUAUGAUACCACGCGACCUAUCAUCCUAGCGCCAAACCAUGAUCUCACACGCUUGAUAUUACUGGAUUGUCAUAAUCGGAUGAAACAUCAGAACGUGGAGGCGACGAUUUGUGAGGUUCGGCAAAGAUACUGGGUGCCGAACAUAAGACGUACUAUGAAGAAGAUCAUAUCGACAUGUCUUAUUUGUAAAAUUUCAAGGUGCACACCCUCACAGCCUAUGAUGGGUCAAUUGCCAAAAGAUCGACUAACGCCAUUCGUGAGGCCAUUUUCUUACACAGGUAUUGAUUACUUUGGUCCUCUCAACGUAACAGUUGGUCGGCGUAAGGAGAAAAGAUGGGUGGCGUUGUUCACCUGCCUAACAACCCGAGCGAUUCACCUGGAAGUUGCUGCCGAUCUUUCGACAGAUGCAUGCAUUCUUGCAAUUCGAAACUUUAUCAAUCGUCGCGGUAUGCCAGUAAGGAUUCGUAGCGACAACGGUAAGAAUUUCGUAGGAGCCAAUAAUGAAGGAAAACGAUUUCCCGAGGUGUUUGAUUGUCAUCGUAUUCAGGACGAUCUUGCUGUGAAAGGAGUUGAAUGGAUAUUCAAUUGUCCGAACAAUCCUGCAGAAGGUGGCAUAUGGGAGCGUAUGGUAAGGUGCGUAAAGCGUGUUCUCAAUGUAACUUUAAAGGAAGUUGCCCCUCGCGAGCACACGCUGCAGAGUUUGUUAAUUGAAGCCGAGAACAUCGUCAACUCCAGACCACUCACACAUCUGCCGCUAUCAUCAGAUCAGGAUGAACCGCUCACUCCGAAUCAUUUCUUGCUUGGUGCUGCCAAUACUUCACAAACGCCAGCCGCCAAUGAUAUCGUCACGAAACCCUGCGCACUUGGUAAACAGUGGCGCAUCGCCCGACAGUUAAGAGACACCUUCUGGAGACGAUGA